AUGGACAAAAUGGUCCAUGAGUUGAAAGAUGAUUUUUCUCAACUUUCUCAAACCAUGAUGUCUUACUCCGCCUCUAUUAAGCAAUUGGACACCCAAGUUGGGAAAAUCUUCGUGCAACUAAAUGCCAGACCUAGAGGUGGACUCCUUAGUAACAUGAUUGCUAAUCCAAAGAAUGAUGCCCAAGUUCUAGCAAUUGUCACAAGGAGUGGGAAGGUACUUGAUGAUCCAUUUAGAGGAGACUUGAAUGAUAAUUUACUUAAGAAUAAAGCAAAGGAGGUGAUGCCCCAAAGAAAAAAAGCAAACAAUGAGAAAGAUAUCGAGAAAAGUAAUGAAAAAGUGGUAGAAGUUAGAAAGCCACAAGGUGACGCAAGGCCAACCAUCCAAGUUCCUUCCUCAUUCCCUCAACGACUAUAUAAAAAAGAGGAUGGUGAAAAAUUAAGGAAUUUCAUGGCAAAACUUUGCAACCAAUCGAUAAAUAUCUCAUUGCUUAAGACAAUUCAAGAGAUUUUGGGAUACGCUAAGUUGAUGAAAAAGUUGAUGUCUAAAAAGAAGCUUAUUAAAGGUGAAACCAUCAAGAUCAAAUUGGAUACCCCUACACCAACCUCUAUUCGACUUCUCAAGGCGGACCGGUCCAUCAAAAGGCCGGUGGGUAUUUUGUUUAAUGUCCUUGUCAAAGUGGAAAAGUUUAUACUCCCGGAGGACUUUGUGGUAUUGGAUUUUGAAAUGGACAAAGAGGUACCUAUCAUCCUUGUUCGUCCUUUCUUGUCCACCAGGAGAGCUAUUGUCGAUCUGGAGAAGGGAGAUAUGAAAUUUAGGGUGCAAGAAGAUGAAGGUGCAUUGGAUGAGCUUGAAAAAGGGAAAGUGUGUAAUUCUGCAUUAAAAACUGAACAAGGGAAAAUUUCAUGA
Molecule: messenger RNA, 906 nt
Organism: Capsicum annuum
Lineage: Eukaryota; Viridiplantae; Streptophyta; Magnoliopsida; Solanales; Solanaceae
Exons: 3
Coding region: 1-906 (301 amino acids)
Source: RefSeq, a predicted model, not a curated record